This is a messenger RNA of Telopea speciosissima, 392 nucleotides long. Its product is annotated as dnaJ protein P58IPK homolog B-like. The coding region runs from base 27 to 392 and encodes 121 amino acids. Gene Ontology annotation, cellular component: endoplasmic reticulum lumen. The record is from RefSeq and is a predicted model, not a curated record. NCBI's taxonomy places the organism in Eukaryota, Viridiplantae, Streptophyta, Magnoliopsida, Proteales, Proteaceae. The transcript has 2 exons.
AGGAUAUGAAUACCUGAGAAGCAUUAAUGAGGACUGAGAGAUCUUUGAAAUUGAGCAAACACAAGGACUGGUACAAGAUUCUUGGAAUAUCGAGAAGUGCAUCUAUAUCAGAAAUUAAACGUGCAUACAAGAAGCUUGCUUUACAAUGGCACCCAGAUAAGAAUGUUGAUAAUAGAGAGGAGGCCGAAGCUAAGUUCCGAGAAAUAGCUGUUGCAUAUGAGGUACUUGGAGAUGAUGAGAAACGUGUAACAUAUGACAGAGGUGAAGACAUAGAGGACAUGGGUAUUGGAAUGGGUGGCGGUGGUUUCAACCCUUUUGGUGGUGGGGGACAACAAUUCAGUUUCCAUUUUGAUGGCGGUUUCCCUGGGGAUUUUGGUGAAUUUCAUUUUUGA